GGAGGAGAAGCAGGAGGAGGAGGAGGAGGAGGAGGAGGAGGAAGAAGCCUGACGCGGGACGUUUGUGGAGCGGAGCACCGCGGAUUUCCUCCAGCUGGCAACCAGGGGCACAAUGAUGGGAAUAACUGUGGAAUGAUAAGGACCGUUAGCUCAGGAUGGGCAGGCGCAGAGAUCAGCUUUAACUUCAGCCGGUGGCGGUUCAGCUUGGAAAUGGAUGAGUUCCAUCCAUUCAUUGAGGCUCUGCUGCCCCAGGUUCGUGCCUUCGCUUAUACAUGGUUUAACCUCCAGGCCAGAAAGAGGAAGUACUUCAAAAAACAUGAGAAGAGGAUGACUAAAGAAGAAGAGAGAGCUGUUAAAGAUGAAUUACUGGGAGAAAAAGCAGAGGUGAAACAAAAAUGGGCUAGUCGACUUUUGGCGAAACUAAGAAAAGACAUCAGACCUGAAUGCAGAGAGGACUUUGUCUUGUCAAUCACUGGGAAGAAGGCUGCGUGUUGUGUCUUGUCAAAUCCUGACCAGAAAGGCAAAAUGAGACGAAUAGACUGUCUCAGACAAGCUGACAAGGUGUGGAGGUUAGACUUGGUGAUGGUUAUCCUCUUUAAGGGAAUUCCUCUAGAAAGCACAGAUGGAGAGCGUCUGGUUAAGGGAGGCCAGUGCUCCAAUCCUGUUCUCUGUGUCCAGCCACGACACAUCUCUGUUUCUGUGAAAGAGCUAGACCUUUACCUCGCCUUCUAUGUGCAGGAGAAAGAGGCAGAGCAGAGUAACAGUCCCAGUCGUACUGGAGUUGGCUCUGAUCAGGAGGACAGUCGAACAGCAACUAUAGAUGGCCCAGAGUUCCAGGAAAGUUUUGUGACUUCAGGAGUUUUCAGUGUUCCUGAGUUGGUCCAGGUCUCAAGAACUCCAGUAGUUACAGGAGUGGGACCUGGUUUCUCUAUUGGGGAGCUUCAAGGUCAUCUGGCCUAUGACCUUAACCAGUCCAUCAACCAACCGGUCAGCCUGCGACGGUCGUUGGCCAGCACGUCCUCCAGCGGGAGUAAACGCCUUAAGUCCGGCUCCAUUGAAGAGGAUGCUGACAGUCCUGGAGGGGAGUAUUACCAUUCACCUGCAUCUCCUGCAAGCAGCUCCAGGAACUGGACUGAUGACUUGGAAGGAGGUUUGUCUCCCCCAGUGAAGAAGGCAGAGCUGGACAGCCCUUCUCCACAGGAGGGCUCACCAAGGAUGGGAUCCUUCACUCAGCACCACCGGCCAGUCAUAGCAGUGCACAGUGGUCUCUCUCGAUGUCCUCAUCCCUCCUCAUCACUUCACUUUCCGUCUUCUUCCUACUUUGCCCAUGGAGCAAUCCGAUACCCCCCCCAUCUGGCCCAGGACCCAUUGAAGGAUCUAGUCUCAUUGGCCUGUGACCCUGCAAAUCAGUCCCCCAGUUCUCUGAAUGGCAGCACUCAGGUUAAAGUGCCCAGCCAUUAUAUCUCCUCCCAGAUGUUAGCGCCCCCUGGACCAGCAUCCUCCCUCCCCAGACCAGCAGUUCCCACAGAGUCCAAAGCUUCUACCUCCUCCUCUGAUGGGGGGGCAAAUUCCCCUACGUCACCCACAUACUCUGCUCCUGGGACCCCACCUGCCAGCCGGUCUUCCUUCGUUGGAGUCAACCCUCGAGACCCUGGAGGGCUGUACCAAGCCCAGUCUUGGUAUCUGGGCAACUAAGCGAACUUUGGCAGAAAGCUGAUGAAGCUGACAGCACGCUCCUGGAGGAAAUAAUCCCAUCAAGACACUAUCAGAGCAGAAAAUAUGUCCAGUUUUCUAGAAAUGCCACACCCUGGUUUCAUGCAUACAUAAAUAUAUAUGACCAUGUAUUUAUGUAUGCUUUUCACAGGAGAGGACCACCUAGAUGGAAGGUGGAUGCUGCUCAGCCUGAUUGAACUCUGCUGUAAUACUACAUAACUGUCAUAACUGACAGCUUCUGGGAUUUCACAUGAAGACUGUGGGUUGGUAAAGCCGUCAGAUUGGUUUUUAAAGAACUACGCAUCAACUCUGCAGGUUCUAGGAAGCUUGUAAGCCCACUGCAUCCCAAGGAUGGACCCUGUUGUCCCAGGAUACAUGUCAGCCUUUAUUCCAGGCUGUCCGCUUUAAGUCCUUCUGGAGGCCUGUAUACAUCCCAGCUCCAAUGACCGGAACCCCUGCCUUCAUCAAUGCAGGUGCUGCUUUUAAUAUAUGCAAACAAGCCUCCAUUCAUUUCCAGACUGACUAGAAUGUUUCUAUAUAUGUUUGUUUGCACUUUUUAGUCUUUAUUGAGAUGAGCUGAGUUUCUUUUUCAUUCCCAUCCUUCCUGAGACAGAAGCUUUCUUUUUUUUGACAAUCAUCAAGCUGAAGCUUUUAGGUUGCAUUGCAAAAUGUUUAAUAUGCUUUUAAGAUGAAAACAAGGAGUGAAAUAAGAUUUCUCUUCUUGCCUUGUUCAACACAACACAACACAAGCACUUUUAGAGAUUGAGAGGAAAAGCUAGUAAACUUCUGUGGAUGUUUGGGACAACAUGCUGGAGAUGUCUGUUCCUAUGGAGACACAGGUUUAUGCCUGUGAGUCAGGACACGUUGACAUACAGUCAUGUUUCUGGGUAAUGAAGGUGAUCAGUGUAGAAAGCAAUGCAGCAACCUGCGAAUGCUUACCAGUUUGUGUUUGUGUAUUCUCUUUCCUGCUCUGUUCUGAGGAGAUGUUAUGUUCAUGUGUCUGUUUUGGAGCAGAAAGCCAACAGUGCACUAUGGUCAUGUUGACCUCCCUUUUUUUGAGAAAGACUUGGUAUUGUGGAGUGUUGCUAAGUCUAACUGUGCUCUAAAGUGUUUGUGGUGUGCAGGAGCUCUACAUACUGAGCUGAAGAGAGGAGGACAGUGUCUCUUUGACUUCUAGAAAGAGUAUUGGGCUCUGUUAGGUUCUGUAAUGGCCAACCUCAACCCUAUGUGCACUGUAUGUGCACUGUGUGUUACCUCAGGUUGAGUUUUCAGACCAGAGCUGACAUCAGCAAUGGCGUAAGGAGGUAAUCCAGGACCAGGAUUUAAAGGUAGAUGUUGUUUUUCAUGAUGCUAGACGUUUGGGGUCAGCUGUAAAAUACUGCUUUAGUCAAUUAUUAUUAUUAUUAUUAUUAUUACUAAAUCGUGCUGCAUAGAACAUAUUAAACAUAAUCAGUGUUGAAUUUCAUCAGAGUAAUCCCCUGCUGUCUUUAUGAGACUCAAAUCCACAUUCUUAUAAUGAAACCGAAUCACAGCAGUAUUCUCAUUAUCUUUAGUCCUACACUCCUUUAGUACAUAACUCGUCAUCACUCUUUCAUUUGUUGCUAUGGAGAUCAAAACACUAAACAUAAGUUAACAAAGAAAUACUUGUCCAGGACAGAUAGUACAGACCCAUUCAAUGAAUUAGAAUAUUAUCGAAAAGUCAAUUUAUUUCACGAACUUUAUCUGUAAGUGAAACACAUGGUAUAGAUUAAUAACACACAGGCGGAUAUUCGAAAGCCCUUAUUUCCAUUAAUAAUGACAAUUAUCCACUUACAUUUAAUGAAAAUAUGACAAUUAAAAUAAAUAAAAUAAAAUAACCAUUUUAAUACAGAAAUGUUGCCUUAUAGUUAAAAGUAUGUUUAAUACUUUAACUUUAAUGCUUAAAGGUAAUUUUCAAAAGUUGCUUUUGAUCUGACAAAUGAGCCUCAUCGGAACACAUAUUAUAAGUUAUUUAAUACAUUUGAGCAAACAAAGACUAGUAUAAUUAAGAGUUUACCAAAAUGUGUCCAUCGGAUGGUGAUGGGUUCUAGAAGAACUAAAAAGCACACUAAAUGUUCCUGUUUGUAAAAGCCUAAUGACACUUUAAGGCUUGGUACUCAAUGUUUUGCUCAUCAUUUGUGUGACCUAGAAUGUCCUGCAGUUUGUUGUCUGAAGUCUAAACAUGGUGUAAUCUGUCUUGUCCUGGGCAGAAGUCAGACAUCUGGUGGAAACCAGUAAUACACAAGACUGGGCCCCAUAGCAGCACGGGAUCAUAAAAGGUCUGAAUAUCUGGCAAAGCACAGAGACUGUGACCCUCAGUCUACAGUUCACUUUGCUGUUCUAUACUCCAUGAUGCAGCAGUUUUAUUUCCCACCUUGAACAUCUACAAACUAAAUUUUAUGUUAUAACAGUGCACUUUAUCUGAUUAGAGCUGUUGUUUAUCAGCUCAUUUCAUCCCAUCACUUUCAGUAUUAGCUGCUUAGUAGUGUUUUUGUCCAAACCUUGCAUGUUUUAAUGAUGAAAGUUAUUUUGUACCUGCUUUGACAUAAUUUCAAAUAAUCUUCUUUAUCAGAAUUGUCAAACUCCACUCCUCAAGUGGUUUGUGUCUGGAUGUUUAAUGAUCACGAGGGAUGACUGGUGGGCCUCUGCAGAGCUGAUCUGCAGCUGCAGAGCUGACUCAGCCAUGAAUCUGAGGUAGAGAUUCAGCCAUGCAUUCAGCUGUGUUACAGCAGGCUCACAUCUAACACAACACUUCUCCUAGCAAAGAGCUGAACACCUUUGUUCUAUAAUACACUCCUAGUCUGUGUCCAAAGUGUGUACUGUCAGCCAUUUGCAGCCAUCAGAAUGAAUUUGUAACCUCCACUGAAGGAUGGUACCAAUCAUUUGCUGCAUAUUUAAUACAGAACAGACAACCAAGGCCUUUCAGAGCACAUGCAGUCUAGUUAAAGUCUUAAAAUGGAAAAAUACAAAGCAUUCAUCCUUUAUAAACUAUGUUUUGGUGCUUUAAUUUAAAUAUCCAAGGAAAUAAAACCACAAACAUCCAGUAACUUUUUGUCAAAGGCAGAGUAUGGUGCAGCCGUUAAUCUUAAAUACAGCAAGGUUUGUCAAAGAAAAAGUGACCCAUAUUCGGUUAUGAGAUUCAGAAUUAAAUUUUGUUCAAGAAAAGAUUUUGCCCAGAAAAUCUAGAAUGUAUUAUUUCUGUUUUGAUAAGGAAAAUAUACAAACCCCUGUUAUUGCAUAGUCAAUGAUUUACAGGUCUUCUAGAAAAGUAUGACUAGUUUUUUUCAUUUUAUUGAAAUAUUCUGUUUAUUCUAUUGUUGUGCAAGUAAAAGAAUUAAGAAAUGAUUACCGUUUUAGAUCUAAUCUAAUUUUUGGGCCGUCAAGUGCUUUAAACCUGAUGAUGGCUUUCAUGGCAAAAGUUAGGACACUUCUAGUCCAUCUCACUAUGGAAAUGUGGCUCUCUCAUGGUAAUAUCUGGCUGGUUUGAUCAGGGUUCAGAUUCUGUCAUAUUUCAGAAGUGUGGCCCAGUUGGGGCCCAAAACCACAAUCAACAAACAGGCCAUACAAAAAUAUUAUACAGUAAAUGAUAUGCCAAAUGUAAUAUUUCUGUGAACUUUUUUUUUUCGGAUUUUCAAAAUACUGACUUACCAGGAGAAAUCCAGAACUGUUGCGAGGUUUACAGGCAGAAAAUUGAAGCAAGUCGGGAUGAAAAUCAUAACAGCUGGUUAAAAUAUGGAUGUGAUUUAGCGAAGGAGUGACCUGAUCUGACUUUACAUCUUCUAUAUUUACUUAUUAAAUAUUGCUUGUACUUUAUUCAUGUUGAGAACAUUACAAAACGUGAUCCAGAUCUAUGUUUGGUGGUUUUUUUAAAUAUUUUGAUGGUUCAUCAUGCGUGGUGAAGUUCUGAUAAAAUUGCAGCUGUUAUAUUGUACAAACAAUUGCGAUGCAAUAUUUUUUUUUCUAUUGACUUGUCUCAAGCUUUAACAAGACUCCUGCUGAAUUGUGCUUUUACCAAAAUAUAGCCAUCAAGUGUUGGAAGCCACUGUGUGCAGAUGCAGGACGCUUACCUGUUUGUGUUUGUCCACUACUUUCUCUUGCAUGUCAAAGCCUCCAUAUGGAUCUUGUUAGGUGCUACAUGUAGAGAAAAUCCAUCAAAUUUAGUCUCACAAUGAUUCUUCCCUCCACGCACGUUUGGACUUUCUACCAACUUCAAGCUCAAAAGGAAGCCACACAAGUGUCACUUCCUUUCCCUUUGGUGGGAGUCUCGCCUGUUCUGCAUGGUGCUGCCACUACUGCUGUGCUGACCAAAGGAAUGCAUGGCAUUGCCUAAUAAAUCCCAACUUUUAUCAUGCUUUACCUUGCAGUACUCUGGAGCAGCUGAUGGAGAGCCUCUUUGUGUCUUUCUGUUUUUACUACAGCACUGCUUUUUUGCACGAUAGUUCAUAAAACACAUUGUGUGCCUUGCCUAUACCUAGGAAGCAGUAAAACAUUGAGGAAAGCUGAAAUGCAGCAGGCAGCACUUUUAGAGGUGCAUGAGGGAGUUUCUUGUCAUUCUGCAGGGUUGCAGAUGUUUUAGGUUGACCAACUGUCGAUUUUCCACAUUUAGGUUGUGUCUGUAUUCUCAGAGCUUUGAUGAUUUAGUGAUUGAAGUGAUUGUAUGUAAAAUAAUCUGAUGUCAAAGUUUCUGUAUGUUUCCCUAAGAAAGAUUGCUCCAGACAGAGUCUGCUACUUUGUGGCUCCUUCAGAUUUAUAAACAGCUCUUUGAGUCUUCAGCACUGAUUGGUCAUAGUUGAGUCAUAUUGUGUUAGACCAUGGAACACCUCUAUCAGUGUAGUGAACUUCCAACCCUGUGACCAAGUCAUGGAAUGUUCAGAUUCAUUCCCCAUCACACUGGUGCAUAUUUAUAUCACGAGUGAAUGAAUUACCCUGUGUGAAGGAAAUGGCUUUCCAGCAUGACCUCUGUGUAUAUCUGAUGCCGCAGUGUAGAUUAUAGGAUUUCCAGUUAAAACUGGAUCCACUAGUUAAUGGCUAGAAUCAGUGUAGAGUGAGCACUGCAAUCUAGAACGCAAUAUAGCCCACAUGUAGGCGCCGCUGAAACGUAUGUAAACACUAUGCAAUGACCUGAUAAUAACCUUAUACCAUACAAGUUUGCUAAGUUAUGCAGACACUCAAUCUGCACUGAUGAAGAGUCUCUCAUCUUGCUUUCUACAAAACCAUGUGAUGCCAGCUGUAGUCUGAAAACGAUUUAACAGCGUUAGAUAUUGAGCUGCUUACCACAGCAGGCUGAAAUCAAAAGACAACCGGACUUUCACUCACUUUUCCCUAUAAACCUCAACUGCAAGCCUCCAGAAUUGACAAAGGCUACAUUCAGACAGCAGGUGUUGAUAUCCAAUGUUUUUCUCUGUGGAUGUUUUUAUUACUAAUUAAAUGGAACCGCAAUCAGACUUCUGAGUUUAUAAGCCCCAAAGCAGCCCACAUGCACAAAAGAAGAAUGUUUAUGGCAGUAAUAAUAGCCGCUGCUAUCUAUGGAUGGAUUUUAAAGUUGCUGAGAGCUGGCAGCAUGGUCACCAGAUCGUCACCAGACGAAGGAAGCUGAUGAAAAGAAAGCCCAGCUAGCAACUACGGCCUGCAGUGGAGCACUGACUGCAGCUUCUAGAGAGAAGUUUGUUUGGAUGUGGAGUCGGACCAGGAAUGGUGGGAUUGAAAGGUGUUGCUUUACUGACUCAGACUUCUUUCAGCAUUUCAUAAUUAUAAUUUUCAACUGUUGUUUACAUCUGAAUUUACCAUGUAUGGCUUCUUCUUGUGUAGAAUUAUAUAUCUCUUUGUUGAUGUAAAAAUUGGAUAAAAUGACAUGACCAUUCACACUGCAGACACUUUGAAAGCUAUCAGAUACAAUUUAGUCCCACAUAUGGAAGUGGCACAGAUCAGAUUUUUUUUUUUUUGGUGAAUGAAAUCUGAAAUGCGCUGUUCAGAUUGCUGUGAAAAAGUCAAAUAUAGAUCACAUUUUGGCAAAAAAUUGUAAUUGGGUCGCAUUGGCCUGCUGUGUGAACUCCUGGACAGGGAUAGGUGUUGAAAUGUCUUCAGAGAAAACUGAGUGAAAGCUCAGCUCCCUUCAGUUUCAGCCUGUUGUACUAUACAUGACCCAGAUGACUGAGAAUAUAUACAGGUAUGUUGAGCUUCUUGUUCCCGGUUUAUUUUGAAAUGACUUUAUUAUCCUCUCUGGCUUCUUGGCUGUGAACACAUCAGAAUGUAUGAAACAUUUACAGAAUUGUGAAAACUUGUAAAAAAAAAUGUCCAUAGAAUGUUUAAGUAUCUUGUAUUCAUGUAUGUUGAGGUAGGCAUGUGUGUGGGUGUGUGUGUGUUUCAGCCCACAGUGGGAAGUGACAGAAGUAGAGGAUAGAUCUAUGAAAGAUGGGGAGGAGGCAGAGGUGGUCUUAGAGACAUAGUUUGGUUCUGACAAUCUGCAGCAACAUUAGUAGAGAUUCUCAAUCAUUCGUAUGACACAAUUAGAUAAAGUUUGAUUAAAUGUUGCUCCUCCCAAGCCUUAACUAAAAGCUGAUGUUAAAACUGUAAAUGAAAAACAGUUUUUUUAACAGGAGGUUUAACUUGAAGGAAUUUAAUCUGAUUCAUGACAGGUUAGUGCUAGAACUCAACACACCAACAAGCUCUGUGAGUCAUCCUACAGAUGAAGUGCUGCAGUUCCGAUCCAGGAUGAGUGAGACUGCUGGAGGGAAAGAAAAGUCACAGGUGGGGGCAACGAAAUCCUCCACUGGUUAAAGGAAAAAGAACGUCAGUGCAUGUUCUGUCUUAAAUACAGAGUCUUCUGGAAGAGCAGAACCUAAUUAAGGCAUGAAGAGAGUGAAGUCAGAGCCAUUGUGGCUGUAAAUCUGCCUAGUGUUCAGUCUGCUGACUUGAUGAGACAUGAACAUUUUAAACAUGUGCUGAUAGAAAUGAUAGACUGUAUGACAUGUUCAGUCAUUCACUCAGACUUUGGACUGGGGCCUGGAAAAAUCUAGUUUUUUCAGUCAUAGAAAACUGUAAUUGUUGAGCUAUUGACUAGCUAAUCCAUGGUCAAAACCUCAGGCUAGAAUUAUUAGUAAAAUAACAAUAUUGACUCUAAGCAGAUUGAAAAAUAAGACAUCAUUUUCUGAAGAGCUCAAAAUGUUUUUUUUAUUAUUGGUACAAAAUAAUCAGACAGUAGAAGAACUUCAGCCAUGUAUAAAUCCUAUGCUACAGAGAAGUCAUUCUUUUCAUGCAAACACAUCAAGUCAACAGCAAAUCAAAAAAUUACCAAAAAUAAUCUCAACAUGCAGUGCCUAUGAGAUUCAUUACAGCAUAGGUACAGUCAUUUCUAUCCUCCACCUCAGUUCAUGACAGUAUGCAACCCAGUGCAGGUCUGAAGGUGACAAGCCAUAAAACAACCCAAAGAGACGGAGCUGGAUGAUGUCUAUGGAAAAACUUCAUAGGAGGAAAGAAGGUAGCAAAUCAAGGCAGCUUCUUCUUGUGAUGAAUACUCAUGGCUGUUUCUUUUUAUCAACCCAUGUAAUGCCUUUUUCUGAACAACAUGAAAAGGGUCAUAUUUAGAGUAAGGACUUAAUAUUUUAUUAAGAGGACGUGCUUCUACCUUAAGGUCAGUGCUACAGGAACCUUCAGGGUUUUCAGCUGCUGUUUAGCCUGAGCAGGUCACCAACCACAGCGUGCUCAUAGGCCCACAUCACUAAACAGCUGGUGAAAACACACUUCUCAAUAAACAGCAGUCAGAAUGAGUCUGGACAUCCUGAUGGCAGUCAAAGACUGUUAACUACACCCUCAUGUGUGUGUGUGUGUGUGUGGUGGUGGUGGUGGGGGUCACGUCAUCACCACUUUAUUUAAAAGCUGUUGCUGCAGCUGUGAGUCCUGCCUUCUUUACGACUCAGACAGCUGAUCACUUCCUGUUUGUAAGUGGCAGUGAGCUCUGAUCGCUGCUGCAGGGAAACCUGGCUCACUUCUGUUUUUAUCCUGAGAAGAAACUUUUUUAAUUACAAAAAACUAUUUAGACCCUUUAGAGCAUUUUAGGUGAAGCACUGAUGAAGAAAGCAAUGCGUAAGAAGGAAACAAGGGUACAGAAUGAUGAUUUGUUUAGACUUUCAUCCAAAAGUGUUAAAUUAAUAUGCAUUUACACUGUGUGUCAAAUUUUUAUAUAUUGACUGAAAUAUUUCACUCUUUCAGGCUGAGGAAAAGUCAAGUGUUGCACUUCAUGUGAGAAAAUGUGCAAAUGAACAAAACCUCCUUCCUUGAUGGGGUCAUGUAGAGAAUUUACUGUUUGCAGACGACAAACAGUAAAUUUGUUUCUUCUGUAGGGAGAAUUCUUGUUCUGUUCCAGCAACCUGCAUCCCAACGCAGCUGCUUUCUGGACCUCUGCUUUAGUACAGAUCCUUACAUGAACGACCAUCUUGUUCCAUGCUUAAGAAACCCUGCAGCCACAGAUUCCUGUAGUACCAUGUUUCUAAUUUGAUUUGAUGUUUGUCCUACUUGGAUCCUGAUCUGCAGCAGAUGUCCAGAUUGAGCUGUCAAGGCUGCAGGUUUUCCUGGGAUCAGAAUGCCAGUCUGCUGGCUCAUAGCUGCUCUGCUCUUUACUCUGCUUGCUGUAGACACUUUGUAAAGAAUCAGACACUUUGUUGUGAAAGAUCACUAUUUUGAUUUUUCCCAACAGAAUUGCUCUGAUGUACAACAGACUGCUUUGCUUGUCUCCUGAUAAAUAUAUUUAAAAAUUCCCUUUUUACAGAGUGUAGGCAUGCAAAGACUUCACAUGGAAUUGCAUGAUUAUUCAACCAUGCCCUUUCACAACAGCUUUUCAUAGGAAGAAGAAACAAACAAAAAAGGGUCAAAGUUUUUAUUUUCAUGUGUGGGUUUGCUCAGAGCUGGUUGUCCUUCCUUUUGGGUUUCUAAAAACGCUUUGUACCAGAACCUUGUUAUGUAACAAGCCUGACGUAACCCAGGGUUACUGUCAUUAACUGUCCCAUUGCAGUGUGUGUAACACAAAGUCAAAACAAUACUGCACAUUUAUAUUUGAAUUAGGAAGAGCUGGACUGCUGAGGUCAGCCUUGAUGUUCACUGUGGAAAGGGCUACUGCUUUAAGCCAGAGCAGUUUUAAAAACACCUUUGACAGCUUUAUUAUUAUUAAUAUUGUGUUUGCAUGUUGAAACAAAUAUCACAUUUUUUAACAUUGAGUAAAACAUUUUGGACAGUAUGUUAAAGUUUCUUUUCAUUUUUGAAUGUCUCUAUGGUUUGUUAACUUUUCUGUGCAUGUGCAUCUUUCAUUGUUAUUCAUCUGCUUUGGGGGAAACCAACACAUUUGAUAAUGUGUCUUUAAUAUUUCCAUAUUUACCAUUCCUAUCAGCAAAUUUUAGUGAAUUCAUUACUGGAACUGAGUAUGUUUUCCUAUGCAAAAUAUACCAUUAAUAAACAAACUAUACUGAUACCAA
Molecule: messenger RNA, 11195 nt
Organism: Xiphophorus hellerii (green swordtail)
Lineage: Eukaryota; Metazoa; Chordata; Actinopteri; Cyprinodontiformes; Poeciliidae
Gene: nfic
Product: nuclear factor I/C
Exons: 13
Coding region: 133-1695 (520 amino acids)
Biological process (GO): regulation of transcription by RNA polymerase II
Cellular component (GO): nucleus
Molecular function (GO): DNA-binding transcription factor activity, RNA polymerase II-specific; RNA polymerase II cis-regulatory region sequence-specific DNA binding
Source: RefSeq, a predicted model, not a curated record